This is a messenger RNA of Brassica napus (rape), 2833 nucleotides long. Its product is annotated as LEAF RUST 10 DISEASE-RESISTANCE LOCUS RECEPTOR-LIKE PROTEIN KINASE-like 1.2. The coding region runs from base 722 to 2668 and encodes 648 amino acids. Gene Ontology annotation, molecular function: ATP binding; polysaccharide binding; protein kinase activity. Gene Ontology annotation, biological process: protein phosphorylation. The record is from RefSeq and is a predicted model, not a curated record. The transcript is spliced from 4 exons. NCBI's taxonomy places the organism in Eukaryota, Viridiplantae, Streptophyta, Magnoliopsida, Brassicales, Brassicaceae.
AUAUUCAUUUUAGAUUGCGAUAAUUGGCACCACUCACAUUUAAGAUUAGUUCCAUCAAAACGUUUCUGCACAUAGACUACUACUCAAAGAACGUAUACUUUGACCAGUUGAUAGAGAAUUGUAGACGUGAUUGACCCAACCUUCAAAAUAUCUUCAAAAUACUUGACUUUUCCAACGUGUCUUGUUUUCCAAUUUCCAUUAUUAUUAAAUCUCUCUUAGAUCAUUACAGCUUCUCUUUUUAAGACCCAGGCUGAAUUAACUCUUGGGUUAUAAUGGGCCGAUGCUAAUGAUUAUGGGCCCAGUUUAGUUUUUUCGUAGUCGGUUUUAGAAGAAAGUCCUGAUUAUUAGCUGGGAAUUUAAUGAAAGAACGUAUAGUUUUUCCUUGUGGUUGAAGUUUCUGCGAGUAGACCGACCCGCUCCUGACCUAUCAAAAAAAAAAAAUUUCCAUUAUUGCUUGCCACUACUUUUCUAGUUUUAGAAAUACUAAUUUCAAGUUUUUGUGGGUCAUCUUCGACCUGCAAGAGAGAAAUUAAAAAUGUUCAGUUUCAAGUCAAAUUGCAGUCUUUAUUUUCUUUAUUCAAAAGAAAAUAGUUUUAUACUCUUCUUUUGCACACACUAGUUGAACAAACUUCAACUCUCUCACCCACUCCUCUUUAGUUUGUUUCUCUCUUUUGUUCUCUUCUGUUUGUUCCUAUCUCAUUUUCUUGUUCUCAUCCUCAACAUGAUUACUCCAUGUUUCUGCUACACAUCAUCCCUACACAAAAUCUUCCUCACUUUCAUACUCUUAGCUACUCAAACCCUCUCUCUCGAUCCAAAGUUUGAGGCUUGUGAGCCCAAAUCAUGUGGCAAAGGUCCCAAGAUCUCCUUUCCAUUCUAUCUAUCAGGCAAGCAAAAACCCUUUUGCGGCUAUCCCAGUUUCGAACUCACCUGUGACGAUGACCAAGAGCUCCCUGUUCUCGGGAUCGCCGGUGAGGAUUACAUCAUCAAGAACAUGUCAUACGAGAAACAGUGGCUACAGGUCGUGAACUCAAGGGCGUCUCAUGAUCCAUGUCCUAUCCCUAUGCAUAAUCUUACCCUCCACAGGACUCCUUUCUCAGUGAACCCUUCUCAUGUCAACUUCUCCAUACUUUACAAUUGCUCUGGCAACCUGUGGGAAGAUUUUAAGACAUAUCCUCUUGCUUGUUCCGGCAACACGAGUCUUCCAUCUUUCGGGGUCUUCCAGAGGGAAACUCCAGAGAAAGAGAAUCUUUUUGCAUCCGGGUGGUGUCAGAAACAAGUCGAUGUUCCUGUUUCAGCUAGUGACAAGUCUGAUGUGAACCUGUUGUCAAGAAUGUCUUUUGCCGAGAUCUUGAGGAGAGGUUUUGUUCUGAAUUGGACUGCACACAGUUGCGUCCGCUGCAAUAGCAGUGGCGGGCGAUGUGGAACUGAUGAUAAGGAGUUCGUUUGCUUGUGUCCUGAUGGACCUAACAUUCAUAAUACUUGCAGGAAGGGUGGUAUCGACUGGAAGUUGAAGAUUGUCAUAAGUGUUGUCGCAGUAACCGUGGGACUAGCGAUAGCGAGCAUAGGUUGGUUUGUGUACCAUCGUAGGAAAACCAAAAGUUACAGAACUUCUUCAACACUGCUUCCAAGAAACAAAUCCUCAGAACCUUCUUCAAAGUCAUCAGACGUUGAGAAAGCAGAGGAUAUGUUAGUUGGUGUUCGUCUUUUCUCUUACGAAGAACUCGAAGAAGCCACUAGUAACUUCGACCCAUCUAAAGAGCUAGGCGAUGGAGGCUUUGGUACUGUCUACUACGGUAAGCUUAAAGAUGGACGAAGCGUAGCUGUCAAACGGUUAUACGAUAACAACAUCAAAAGGGCAGAGCAGUUCAGGAACGAAGUUGAGAUCUUAACAGGGUUACGACAUCCGAACCUCGUGUCUCUCUUUGGAUGCUCCUCGAAACAGAGUCGGGAGUUAUUGCUAGUGUACGAGUAUGUCGCAAACGGCACGUUAGCUGAUCAUCUACAUGGUCCACAGGCUAACCCGAGUUUACUUCCUUGGUCUACUCGGCUCAAGAUCGCUGUUGAAACCGCAUCUGCUUUGAAAUAUCUCCACGCCUCCAAGAUCAUCCACCGUGAUGUUAAGUCCAAUAACAUCCUACUCGACCGAAACUUCAAUGUCAAGGUUGCGGAUUUUGGACUUUCGAGACUGUUUCCAAUGGACAAAACACACGUAUCAACCGCUCCACAAGGAACUCCAGGCUAUGUCGAUCCAGAUUACCACCUAUGCUAUCAACUCUCCAAGAAAAGCGACGUGUACAGCUUCGCGGUAGUGUUGAUGGAGCUUAUCUCCUCGCUUCCAGCUGUAGACAUCACGAGAACUCGCCAAGAGAUCAACCUCUCGAAUAUGGCAGUAGUUAAAAUACAGAGCCACAAACUCCACGAAAUGGUUGAUCCUUCCCUCGGGUUCGACACGGAUACAAGGGUGAGAGAGACGGUGAUCGCAGUCGCUGAGCUUGCGUUUCAAUGCUUGCAGUCGGAUAAAGAUCUUAGGCCGUGUAUGUCGCACGUGAUGGACACGUUGACGAAGAUAGAAAACAAUGGGUUUGGUUCGAAUAUGGAUGUUAAUAAGAGUGGACCGUUGGUUGUACAGUCUCCUAAUAGUGUAAUGGCGAAAUGGGACAGUAAGUAAAUUAGUCACACGGACACUAACAUUUGUAUGUCUAUUAAUGUUUAAACUUGUUAACUGAACAGUUAGAGAUUGAUGUCUGUGUUAUGUAAUAGAUUAUACUUUUUGGGAAUGUAUAUAUGAUCUGAGUUUCAUAAAUAAAUACAAUCUCCACUGUUGUUAGAUCCA